UUCUUGAUCCGUUCAAUUCAUUUUCUGCUCGCCACAUACCAUAUUAGGAAGACAAGAAAGCUGUUUCUCCAAACUUGCAAGAAUGGCUGAAAAGGGCCCUGAUUUCUACUCCCACAGAGUUCCUUCCAAGCCACAGGUGGUUGCUGAGAUGAAGGAGCUGUGGGCAAUGACACUUCCCAUAACAGCAAUGAACUUUCUUGUCUAUGUUCGAGCUGUUGUUUCAGUCUUGUUCUUGGGCAGGCUUGGCAGCUUAGAAUUAGCCGGCGGCGCCCUCUCCAUCGGCUUCACAAACAUAACCGGCUAUUCAGUUCUUGUUGGGCUUGCAUCAGGGCUGGAGCCGGUGUGCAGCCGGGCCUACGGCUGCAACGAUCUCGACCUCCUGUCGGCGUCUCUCCACAGGAUGAUCAUCAUCCUUUUAAUGGCUAUCAUCCCCAUUGGUGUCCUGUGGAUCAAUCUUGAGUCGAUCAUGGUGUUCAUGGGGCAGGACAGGGAGAUCACCUCCAUAGCUGCAACCUAUUGCAUUUACUCAAUUCCUGAUCUCCUGACCAACACUCUGCUGCAGCCAUUGAGGGUUUAUUUGAGGUCACAGAGAGUGACCAAGCCCCAAAUGUGGUGCACUUUGCUGGCAGUGGUCUUCCACAUCCCCCUCAACUAUGUUCUUGUGAUGGGGUUGGGGUGGGGGGUACCUGGUGUGGCUAUGGCUUCUGUUCUCACAAAUCUGCAUAUGAUGGUCCUGAUGAUGGUAUAUGUCUGUUAUUGUGGGAGAUGGGAGUGGAAAUGGAAAGCUGUUGGAGAUGGAACAUGGAAAGAGAUCUUCCAUCUGCUAAAGCUUGCUGUUCCUAGCUGUGCUGGGAUAUGUCUUGAGUGGUGGUGGUACGAGAUUGUCACCGUGCUCGCCGGAUACUUGCCCGAUCCUAAGCUUGCCGUGGCGGCCACUGGGAUCAUGAUUCAGACCACUAGUCUUAUGUAUACAAUCCCUAUGGCCUUGGCUGGAUGUGUCUCAGCUAGGGUGGGGAAUGAAUUGGGCGCAGGCAGACCAUACAAAGCCAAAUUGGCUGCAAUAGUGGCAUUAGCUAGUGCAUUUGCAAUAGGGCUGAUCAAUGUGGUUUGGACAGUAGUGUUUAGGACAAAAUGGGGUGGAAUUUUCACAAAGGAUGAGAUGCUGAGAUCCCUUGUAGCAUCAGUUCUGCCAAUAAUAGGGCUGUGUGAGCUCGGGAAUUGCCCGCAGACCACCGGCUGCGGCAUCCUGAGGGGCACAGCCAGGCCGGCUGUUGGCGCCCGGAUCAAUCUUGGCUCAUUUUACUUUGUGGGCACUCCUGUGGCUGUCGGAUUAGCUUUCUAUCUCGGCGUCGGGUUCCCCGGGCUGUGGCUAGGCCUGCUGUCGGCGCAGGCAGCAUGUGCUGUUUCGAUUCUUUAUGCAGUGCAUUGCACUGAUUGGGAAGGUGAAGCCAUGAAAGGAACCAGCUUGGAAAUGGGAGGUAAGUGUGAACCUGAUGAAGAGACAAAAGGGCUGUUGGUUGUAGAAGAUCAGAGAUGAAGGGAGCUUGGUAUGUGUGGCUUUCCGUACGAUUCUUGGAGAUCACAUUGUCCUCUUAUUGCAUCAAAUCAUGAAUGAUGAAAAGGGUUCAAGAUUUUGGGAAUUUUGAGACGUGGGGUUAUGUAAACGUGUUAUCAGUAAUAUUAUGAUUCAUAGUUGGCCUAAAUCAAUGUGAUCGAUCUAUAUUCGAACCUGAAUUCAAAUAAAAAUGGUGUAUGAUUUUUGAACCUUGUUCAAUGGUGGCAAUCCAAAUACAAUAAUGUGGAUAUGGAUUGAAGAGUGGUUGUCUAUGAAGCAAAGGUGUCGGAUGCAUAGUGGCUAGUUUGUUUUUUAGUGAAUCAGUGGGAUUUUUUCUUAGGACAAGUGCCAAGUCUAGGAAAGGGCAGUGUAGUAACUUGGUGGGGCUCAUAACUGUGACACAUCUCGAAAGGGGGCUUUAAAGAUUUGAUUUUAAAGGAUAGUGCUCUUAAUUCUGAUACACCAAAGUUUUGUCUUGUUCGGAAGAUUUGCAGUUGUUACCUGAAUUUGAUGACCCUACUUGGAUGGAAAGCCUUCACUAUUAGCCAUUCCUUUUUUGCAAGUUUUGGAAUAUUGGAU
Messenger RNA from Andrographis paniculata, 2134 nucleotides. RefSeq names its product protein DETOXIFICATION 54-like. Gene Ontology annotation, molecular function: antiporter activity; xenobiotic transmembrane transporter activity. Lineage: Eukaryota; Viridiplantae; Streptophyta; Magnoliopsida; Lamiales; Acanthaceae. Gene Ontology annotation, cellular component: membrane. The record is from RefSeq and is a predicted model, not a curated record. Bases 83 to 1537 code for a protein of 484 amino acids. The transcript is spliced from 3 exons. Gene Ontology annotation, biological process: xenobiotic detoxification by transmembrane export across the plasma membrane.